Molecule: messenger RNA, 993 nt
Organism: Aspergillus nomiae NRRL 13137
Lineage: Eukaryota; Fungi; Ascomycota; Eurotiomycetes; Eurotiales; Aspergillaceae
Exons: 3
Coding region: 1-993 (330 amino acids)
Source: RefSeq, a predicted model, not a curated record
AUGGUGGCCAAAUCUGUCGCACAGCUUGCUGGUCGUGGCCUGGUCCCGGUCGCUUUUUCCAUCGGAUGGGUCGUGUUCGCAGUCAAAUCAGCUCUGUCUGCUCUCGCGGGCAACGACCUCAUGCCCGAAGCAGAUUCCAAAUGCAUUGUCAUCAAUGGCAAAAGCGGGUGGAUGGACCCUGCCGUUCGAGCCCACCUAGAUGCUAUGCUCGAGCGAAAGGUCGACCACGAAAAGGCCCUGGCGGAAAGGAUGGUUCCUGGGUCUGGCAGUCGCGUACUACGGCGGACCAGUGUAGGUUUAUGUAUCGCAGUUUAUCAAGCAGGCCCAACUUCCAGAUCUUUCGCUGGUCGCGAUCUUUUGUACUACGUUGGGUUUGUGGUAUGUAUACUUCAGCUAGGCAUCGCAGCCAUCCCGUUGGGCAUUUUCGGCGACUGGAGCAUUUUCCUCGUCACUACCUCAGGCAUCAUUCUCUCUUUUGCGACAUGCAGCAUUUCGCGAUGGGCUGACGAAAAGUGGGCGUGCCGAGUCGGGACCAGGAAAAGCAUUCUUCUCUCCCGUGGCAAUGGCAGUCAAUUUGUCAUCCUUAUCCUCGGUGAAGAGGAAGGGUUCGAUCUUGAAGAUCUUGCUGCUGGUGGAGGCUCGCAGAUGACUCAUUUGACUCAACUCCAGCUCAUGGUUUUGGCAUCACUGUGGAUUGUCCUGCUUAUCACCGCCACGGGCAUUAAACAGCAUACGUGGUUCCUGUUUGCCGUGUGCGCUGUCGGAGUCUUCCAGAACAUAUAUGUCGCAAUAACUUGGCGCUCCCCCGAUGCAUACGGAAUGCCACUGAAGUUCAAGGAGGUUAUUGGUCUCCCCAAGGUCAUGGACACGCUGUUCGAAGUGGAGGAGAGGUAUCCCUCUGUUGGACUAAGUAUGCGGGAUAUCUUUUUUCCGGGAAAAUUAAGCCUUAUGGAAGAGCAGCGAUGGGAUGGUCUUCGCGCUGCUGCCAAGUAA